GUUUGAUAUAAAGUUGAACGGUCAAGUGGUAGGCUUAAGCAUUCGGUAGUGUUCCUCGGAAAGUGCAACAGUGGCAGAAUAGAACGAUUGAUCGGUGCUACAGACUUUAAGUGAACAUGCUUAGGCUUAGUUGUUUGUGCGUGUUGCUGGUAGCAGUGGGAUUAACUCUUGCUGAGGCUCCACUUCCGGGAGGAAGUAAUGGAGGGGGAGGCGGAUAUCAGCAGGUGUCCAGCGGUCCACAAACCUCCGAUGGUCAGCGUGUGGAUCCGGAACUUCUGGAAAUGCUGAAAAUGCUCUUGCUGCAGCACGAAAGUGAACAAUCGAAUGGAAAUGGCAACGGCGGAAGUUCGGGACAGUUUGGAUCAUACGGUCCGCCAGCUGGAAGCAGUUCACAGGGUCGAGUCACCGGAAUCGAUCUGGAAGAUCCACGACAGAGUAAGCAGGUCGCUGAGUUCUGGCAGGGAGGUCAGGAACAGGCUCCUCCAUCCGGUAGCUAUGGUGCCCCAAGUGGUUCUUAUGGUGCUCCCGUAGGUAGGAAAUGAAUGAAUUAAUUUAUUUGACCUCGUUUUAAGCAUUGCUCGUUAAGAAAAAAAUAAUAAAUUUGUCACCGUUAA
Uranotaenia lowii is the source of this 614-nucleotide messenger RNA. RefSeq lists its product as uncharacterized. NCBI's taxonomy places the organism in Eukaryota, Metazoa, Arthropoda, Insecta, Diptera, Culicidae. The coding region runs from base 117 to 542 and encodes 141 amino acids. The record is from RefSeq and is a predicted model, not a curated record. The transcript is spliced from 2 exons.